GGAUGCACACGCAGCCGAAUGAGCUGCCGCAAUUGUCGCCGCACGACAUCACGACUCACGCGCGGAUCAUGUCGGAUAAUCCAGCCUGGGACGGCGAGAAGACCAUCGUCAUCACUUGCAGCUUCACGCCGGGUUCAGUUUCUUUGACAGCCUACAAACUCACUCCGAGCGGGUUUGAGUGGGGUCGAAGCAACACGGACCGGGGAAACAACCCGAAGGGGUAUUUACCCUCGCAUUACGAACGCGUGCAGAUGAUCCUUUCGGAUCGAUUCCUGGGAUUCUUCAUGGUCCCGGCGCAUGGAUCGUGGAACUACAAUUUCAUGGGCGUGAGACACGAUCCAAACAUGAAGUAUGACUUGAUGUUGGCGAAUCCGAAGGACUUCUAUCACGAAAUCCAUCGCCCGUCUCACUACCUGAAUUUCGCCUCG
Messenger RNA from Notodromas monacha, 428 nucleotides. NCBI's taxonomy places the organism in Eukaryota, Metazoa, Arthropoda, Ostracoda, Podocopida, Cyprididae. The record is from the annotation of a GenBank genome assembly.